Messenger RNA from Gracilinanus agilis (Agile Gracile Mouse Opossum), 1932 nucleotides. Its product is annotated as zinc finger protein 30 homolog. The record is from RefSeq and is a predicted model, not a curated record. Lineage: Eukaryota; Metazoa; Chordata; Mammalia; Didelphimorphia; Didelphidae. Gene Ontology annotation, biological process: regulation of DNA-templated transcription.
AUGACAGGCAGGCGGAGGCGGCCGCAGCCACAGCCUCUUCGGAGCGCGGCUACAGUGGAGCGGACCCGCGCUUGCGCAAUCGCCCCGGAGCGCUGGGCCCAGCCGGGCCACGCCUCUCGCAAGCCCAGCCUCCCAUUGGACCCUUGGACGGCCAGGCUCGGCGGCCAAUCAUCGGUGGAGAGGGCAGGCAUGGCUCCUACCCCCGGGAGAGCCCCGCCCCGUCAGGUGAGCGGCCAUGCCCCGCCCCACCUCUGCCCCUCCCCCGGGCACCCAGUAGGCCCUUUUCUCUCCGCACCCCCUUUUUCCGUUCACGCCUUCGAGGCCACCGUACAGCUGUCGCCCCAUUUUACGGAUGGAGCCACUAGGAGCCCCCGGCUCCUGAGCGCCAAUGAGCACCCCUCCCCCAACCCCAGUCCUUGGCUCUUUCAGGAGCCCGUGACCUUCGGGGACGUGGCCGUGGACUUCACCCUGGAUGAGUGGGUCUGCCUGGACUCGGCCCAGAAGGAGCUGUACCGGGACGUGAUGCUGGAGAACUACGGGCACCUGGUCUGCCUGGCAGGACUCGCAGGAGCGAAGCCCGCCGUGAUCCACCAGCUGGAACGAGGGGAAGCCGCCUGGAGCCCCGGCGUGCCCAGAAGCAGCCUUCCAGGUGAGCCGGUGACCCCAGGCCCAGAGGCAUCCAAGCAGCGGCAGCUGGUGGUCCGGGGGCAGGCCAGGAAGCUGGUCAUUCAGGGCCCAGUCAUUUGGCUGAGCCCUUGGAGCGUGCUGGACCUUGCACACUCCGGCUCCGGAGAAGAGCUGUGUCCGGGAGCUGCAUGUCCACAGGGAAUUCAUACGGGCGAGAAACCUUUUGAUUGUAAAGAAUGCGGAAAGGCCUUCCGCCUGAGGUCACAGCUUGCAUUACAUCAGCGAAUCCAUUCUGGAGAGAAACCUUUUGAAUGCAACAAAUGUGGGAAAGCAUAUAGGCUGAGCUCCCAACUUACUCUACACCAGAGAAUUCAUACUGGAGAAAAACCAUAUGAAUGUAAAGUAUGUGGAAAGGCCUUUCACCUAAGUGGACGGCUUACUGUACACCAGAGAAUUCAUACUGGAGAGAAACCUUUUGGAUGCAAUGAAUGUGGGAAGGCCUUCCUCAUGAGGUCACAGCUUAUUGUACACCAGAGGAUUCAUACAGGAGAGAAACCUUAUGAAUGUAAUGAAUGUGGGAAAGUCUUCCGCCUCAGUGGACAACUUACUGUACACCAGAGAAUUCAUACUGGAGAGAAACCUUGCGAAUGUAAAGAAUGUGGGAGGGCUUUCCGCCUGCAGUCACAGCUUACUGUACACCAGAGGAUUCAUACUGGAGAGAAACCUUAUGAAUGUAAUGUAUGUGGGAGGGCCUUUCGCCGGAACUUAGAGCUUACUUUACACCAGAUAAUUCAUACUGGAGUAAAACCUUUUAAAUGUAAUGAAUGUGGGAAAGCCUUUGGACAUAGGACAAAACUUACUGUACACCAAAGAACACAUACUGGACAGAAACCUUAUGAGUGUAAUGAAUGUGGGAAGGCCUUUCACCAGAGUGGACAGCUUACUUUACACCAGAGAAUUCAUACUGGAGAGAAACCUUGUGAAUGUAAAGAAUGUGGGAAGGCCUUCCGCCUACAGGCACAGCUUACUGUACACCAGAGAAUCCAUACCGGGGAGAAACCUUUUGAAUGCAGUGAAUGUGGGAAGACCUUUCAGUGGAGGUCUCUGCUUACAGUCCAUCAGAGAAUUCAUACUGGUGAGAAACCUUUCGAAUGUAAUGAAUGUGGGAAGGUCUUUCGCCUAACCUCACAGCUUACUUCACAUCAGAGAAUCCAUACUGGAGAGAAACCUUAUGAAUGUAAUGAAUGUGGGAAGGACUUUCAGUGGAGAUCUCUACUUACAGUCCAUCAGAAUUCAUACUGGAGA